AUGAGUACCGAUGUUGAUGUAGACGCCUUACUAGAGGCUUCUUUUAGUAAUUUUGCCAAUGGAGGAAAAUCAACCAAUUCAAAUGAAUCUGGAUCGACAAGCAGUAAUGGUUCUACAUCUGCUCAAUCAAUAGAAAAGGAGAAAAAGAGAGACUCUCGUGAUAGAGAUGGAGGUAAAAGAGAUUACAGGGAUCGUGAUAGAGACUAUAGAGACAAUAGAGACAAUAGAGAUCGCGAUUACAGAGAUAAUAGAGACAGCAGAGGAGGAGAUAGAGACUAUAGAGAUAAAAGAGAUUAUAGAGACAAUAGAGACAGAGAUAGAGAUUAUAGAGACAGAGAUUAUGAUAGUAGAGAUCGUCGUGGUGGUGGCGGUGGCGGAGGAUACAAUAAUAGAGACCGUGAUUAUGAUGAUCGUAGAUCAUAUGGUGGUGGUAAUAGAGGUCGUUAUGACCGACCAUAUGAACGUCGUGAUAGACCACUUCCACCACCUGAACCAGUUCUCCCUGAAUUGACACCAGAAGAAGAAGAAGAAAUGGAUCUUCGUACUGCUUUUAUUCAAAAUCUAUCACCAAAGGUUCAUGAAAGUGAUUUGUAUGAUUUCUUUGCUCAAGCUGGUAAAGUUGUAAAGGUUAGUUUAGUGGUAGAUCGUAUCACUAGAAAAUUAAAAGGUGUAGGUUAUGUAGAAUUUAAAGAAAAAGAUAUGGUUGACGAAGCAGUUAAAUUAACAGGUCAAAAAGUUUUAGGUCAUACCAUUGCUGUACAUCGUGUACAACCAGAGAAAAAAUCAACAGCAACAACAAUAAUUGGAGCAACAACUGCAAUGGAUGCAACAUCAUUGAUGGCAACAAAUGCAGAUCCAACAACAUUAAAGAACAAUACAACAUCAACGGUUGCACAUAAUAGUAGAUUGUAUGUUGGAUUUUUGAAUUUGGGAAUGACCGAGGAGCAGAUCAGGGCAUUGUUUGUUCCAUAUGGUGAGGUGGACUUUAUCAAUGUUCAUAUCAAGCCAGGCAUCUACAAGUAUGCCUUUGUACAGUUUAGGACAUCGGAAGCUGCUGCUCGAGCCCAUGCCGAUCUCAACGGAAAGGACUUGCUUGGCAAGCCACUCAAGAUCACCUUUGUGUCAGAGGACAAGAUCAACAGCGGGGGUGUCCGUAAGCAACAGCAACAACACGUGAUUGGUAUUGCCGGCGUCAACCCACUCAUCCCUAUCAACCCACAUAUUUUACAGGCUGGUAUGCAAUUCCAACAACAACAGAUGUAUCAGCCAAUGGGCUCGCUCGACGACGAGGAGGGAAGCGCGCCAUUGAGCGCACAAGCCAAGAUCGCGUUGACGGCCAAGCUCCAAGGACUGCCCGUCCCUGGGUCGGCUGCUGCAGCCGCCGCAACCACCACUCCACCUCCACCUGGUACUGGGUUGUUGGGUGCCAUGCCAUACGGUAUGACGAUCCAGCAACAACAACUACACAUGUUGCAACAACAACAACAGCAACUCCAACAACAACAACAAAUGCUCCAACAACAGCUACAACAAUCACUCACUACUCCCACUGGGUCGGCUGCUGCUGCUGUUGGCUCGUCACCCGCUGUUGUAGAGGUGGUCGCUGUCGUUGCGCCAUCUCCAUGUAUGGUACUCAAAAACAUGUUUGAUCCAGACUCGGAAACUGGCGAUGAAUGGCCACAAGAGAUUCAAAAGGAUGUCGAAGAAGAGUGCACCAACUUUGGUAACAUUAAACAUAUAUUUUUAGAUAGAUACAGUCAAGGUUACAUCUACCUCAAGUAUGACAAUAGCGAUAUGGCCGCUCUUGCCAUUAGCAAGUUGAAUAGAAGAUGGUUCUCUAGUAAAAUGUUAUCGGCUGAAUUCAUCCCCGAAACAAUCUAUUAUCAAAAGUUCCCAGAAGCUUUAUCAAAAUAA
Molecule: messenger RNA, 1914 nt
Organism: Cavenderia fasciculata
Lineage: Eukaryota; Evosea; Eumycetozoa; Acytosteliales; Cavenderiaceae
Product: putative RNA splicing factor
Exons: 4
Coding region: 1-1914 (637 amino acids)
Biological process (GO): mRNA processing
Cellular component (GO): nucleus
Molecular function (GO): RNA binding
Source: RefSeq, a predicted model, not a curated record